AUGAAAGAACACCAAACAUCACACAAAGUGUUCGCGCGCUCCACAGAGAAUCGCCAUGGCAGAUUCAAGGAUUUUCCGUCUAAGAAGUCUAACAAGGCACACUACAAUUCAUCAAAGUUUAUUUCCCACUCUUUCUUUUUUCGCUUUUUACAUUUAUAUUCAAUUUUUCGUGUUCCUUUUAUUCUCUUUCGCCAGAUCACAGAUAAGAGCUUGAAUGCGGCAUUUGCAUCCCUUUCUGAAGAUUCCGUGGAUUUAUCACCGAUCUCCGAGAUCUCAUUUGCAAAUCACAACGAAGAUGUCACGAACUUCUUGUUGGAAGAACCUUCCUCGGUGACUUUGGUUCCAUCUGAUUUAAGUCCUAAAAAAAUCACCGACGCAACGGAAAUUAUUGGGUCCGCUAAUUCUAUUUGCAACGAUGAAUUAGAUAGUUCUAGGUUUAAUUCUGUGGAAGCUGAGAUUACUGUGAAUUUUCUCAGAAAUGUUAAAGCUCCCCAAUUUAGAAGAGAGCUUAUGGAUGGCAUAAUUGAGUAUGUUAUAAGUGAUCUCCAAACCUAUACCUUGCCAGAGGAGAGAGAUCAGUUUGCUCAUUUGCUUUCGAUGAAAAGUCGAAUGUUGUUUCUGUGUACCUUCAUUUGGGUAAUUGGAGUAUCAGUUCUGCUUUUCUUCACUUUGGAUGCUCGUGGCCCUUACAGAGGACCGACGCCAACCUGAACGAUUCCACUAAGGUUCAUAUGCUUUUAGACUACGGGAGAAGAGGUAAGAUCCUCUGUUAUCUAGCUUGUAAAUAUAUCUCUUCAACUGAAAAUUCUUGGAAUAACUCGUUCUUAGUCUUACACUUGACUUGAGGUAUGCACUUGUUCUUACCCACCUUAACUAAAGCAGUUUUUUGACAUGCUGGUCGAUUGCACUUGUUCUUACCCACCUUAACUAUAACAGUUUUUUGUUUUCUGUAAUGCGUAUUCUUUUCUUUCCUGCUUUCAGUGGUCUUCAGAAUGUAUAUUCAAACACCGUUGCUUUCUUGCUUUCUUUGAGGAUGUGUGCGUUUAAAUUUAAGUUGGAAAUGUGGUGUGCGCGAUUCUAUUACUAUACAAAUCCAACAGAUAAAAGUAAGUUGAAAGUAAAAGCAAGGGUGAUGAUGCUUUUGCAAACGUACGUUUACAACCUUCUACCCAAACACAAUGAUAUUUUGAUUCCAGCUUAUAGUUCAUGUCUUCAUUCCCUCUCUCUCUCUUCCUUUUCUUUUUCUUUUUCUUUUUUUAAGGGUCCUAAAAUCCUUUGAUUGAUGGAAGUGUAGAAUCAGUUUCUCAAUACCUCACUAGGCCAUUUCCUAUCCCCCUAGCACAGCAAAGGAAAAAAUUUAUCAUCCAUCCACUUUCUCUUUCAUCCCACUUCCACGUCAUCUUCUUUCUAUCUCUCCCCUUUUCACCAUAACACCUAUUACAUUUA
Molecule: messenger RNA, 1446 nt
Organism: Glycine soja
Lineage: Eukaryota; Viridiplantae; Streptophyta; Magnoliopsida; Fabales; Fabaceae
Exons: 2
Coding region: 1-711 (236 amino acids)
Source: RefSeq, a predicted model, not a curated record